Conger conger (European conger) is the source of this 6234-nucleotide messenger RNA. RefSeq names its product zinc finger DHHC-type palmitoyltransferase 21 (gene zdhhc21). The record is from RefSeq and is a predicted model, not a curated record. NCBI's taxonomy places the organism in Eukaryota, Metazoa, Chordata, Actinopteri, Anguilliformes, Congridae. The transcript is spliced from 9 exons. Gene Ontology annotation, molecular function: protein-cysteine S-palmitoyltransferase activity. Bases 221 to 1018 code for a protein of 265 amino acids. Gene Ontology annotation, cellular component: Golgi apparatus; endoplasmic reticulum. Gene Ontology annotation, biological process: peptidyl-L-cysteine S-palmitoylation; protein targeting to membrane.
GCCAGCUCUAUAGCAUUUCUCAAACAGAAGCGCUACCGAGAGGCGAGUGGCUUUGACUCAUACAGCUUCAUAGGUUUAGUGUAGCUGCAUGUAGCGAGAUAAAGGGUACCCCACUCUGAUUAAUGGCUAACCUUGUAAGGGGUUGAUGACAAGAGAGGUCGCUGAGAUGCUGGUACGUCACUGCGCACCUUGAAAUUUGAGGAUCUGUGUUGCUGCCACCAUGGGCCUUCGGCUGCACUUUGUGGUGGACCCUAUGGGCUGGUUCUGCAUCAGCAUGGUCCUCUUUGUGUGGCUAUACAACUCCUUCUUCAUUCCUCAGCUGGUGCUGAUGCCGCACUUACAGGAGGGUCACAUCCCUGGGGUUGUGGUUGUCUUGUACUACCUGACCUCGCUGCUCUGCAUCACAGCGCUGUUCCGGGCUUCCACCGCCGACCCAGGCCGGCUUCCACUGAACCCCCACAUCCCACACUCCGAACGUGAGCAGUGGGAGCUCUGCAAUAAGUGCAACCUGAUGAGGCCUAAGAGAUCCCACCACUGCAGCCGCUGUGGGCACUGUGUACGGAAGAUGGAUCACCACUGCCCCUGGAUCAAUAACUGUGUUGGGGAGGAUAACCACUGGCUCUUCCUGCAGUUGUGCUUCUACACCCAGGUGCUGAGCCUCUUCACUCUGGCGCUGGACUUCUGUCAGUACUACUACUUCCCUGCCCUCACCCAGACCAACCAGGAUCUGUUUUUGUGGCGCCAUGAGUUGGCCCUGCUGCGUAUCUCCACUUUCAUGGGCCUGUUCAUGUUAGGGGGCAUGGGCAGCCUGUUCUACACUCAGAUAACCGGCAUCCUCGCUGACACAACCACCAUCGAGAAAAUGUCUCACUUCCUGGAAGAAAUAAACCGGCCCAGGCAGCCGUGGCACCAGACGUUUGCGGAGGUUUUUGGCACGCGCUGGAAGAUCCUGUGGUUCCUCCCUCUCAGGCGGAGGCAGGCCCUGCUCGGCUCCCAUCUCCUCCCCAGCCGCGUGUAGACGGACAGAUGGACGCUCGUGCACGGGCAGGACGCCUUCAUUGCGGUGUUUUUGGGAGCUUCUCUCGUGCCCGCGCCCCGUCUCCGCACCCCGUCCCCCCCUCUCCGCGUCCCCCUUCCUCGUCCGCUCCACCAUCUUGUGCUUUUAGAACAUCGCCCUCGUCAGGACGCUAAACGCUGCGGGCGUGCCACCGCGCUGAAGGUGGGUCGCCCCAGCAACGACAUGCUAACAGGGUAUGGGAUGGAUGUACACACUGUACGGGUCAAGCGCUUGUGACGGCGUGUCACGUUUUAAACGGCCCUCUCUCCGUAGUGUUUUACUGGUUGUGAUGGCGUGUCACGUUUUAAAUGAUCCCCCCUCCUGCCUCCACCACCAUUACAGAGUCUCAAUUUCUGAUGGUGUCGCAUUUUAAAUGCCCCUCCUCCCCGGCCAUCCCUAGUGUCUUAGCAUUUAAGGAUUCAAAGGGAGCUCUGUGUGUUUGUGUCUGAGUUUCCAGGGUAACCCCUCAUUUGUUUAGAUCUCAGCAGGGCACCCCCCCCCCCCCCCCCCCCCCCCAGGUUGUACCAUGUGACCUGAAGGGGGCGGCGGGGGCAGCAGCAGCGGCCGUCAGCACGGACAGCACUCUUUGUCUGCCUCUCCAGGCAGCGGAUUGACGGCUCUGAAGUUCGGCCGUGACCUUUGGCAAGCACAGGGGAGAGGGAGCUUUCACCAAAUGCAGCGCCUUUCCAACUCCCCCCUCCAUCCCCAUCCCUCUGCCCCUCCAUCUCCCAUCCUCCCUCGCUCUCUCAAGCAUGUCCCACUCACCUCUCUCCAGUAUGACAUCAGCACUUCCCGCCAAUCCUUGGCUCUGACAUCAUACUACACACUUAUGCAUUUUAAAGGUGCAGUAUGCAAGUUCUCCCCCUAGUGGCAAUGGGUGGUAAUUGCUUCAACAUUCAAGUGAACAUCAAAAUCCAGUGUGAACACUGUGUUACACUCACCGCUUGUAUCUUCCUGAAGUUACAAAGAAGGGACGGUAGACCGCAGAUUUGGAAAAUAUAUAUAUCAGUUAUUUUGCUGUUAAAUAAUUUUUUUGCCAUCCAGGUAACAUUAGACUUUCUAGUCUGUUAAAACAGACCAUCUCCAUGACAAUACAUGAGAUGUAAAUAACAUGGUUUGGUAUUGAAACUGAUGGAUUUUCUCAUUUCAAUGCUAGCACAAUAUUAAGCACUUUACUAAAAUCAUCUUUCAUAAAAAAAAGAAGAAAUCUUCCAAUUUCCUACAUAGCAUCACCAAAGUGACAGUCUAAUAGCUGUUAAUACAGUUAAUAUAAUCCUAUAACAAAAUAAUUUAUUUCGGUUGUCUAGACUUUCAAUGGUAAGCAUUGCUAACCAUGAAAAUUCUGCUCUUGAGAUAAGGCAUUUAUUGCAUUCAUACAACAAUAGGAAAGUGAGACGGACCGUGCUAUUUAAAAACGUUUUAGAAGUUUGCGCAUAUAUCAAUGUGUGUACGUUUCAGUUUAAUCAGAGAAGUUGCAGUCAGUUAUUAUUCAAGAAGUGAAAUGGAAAGCUCAUGUGUAAAGAUUGUUUAUCUGACCUGAUGUUCGCUUGUAAAGUUUGCAGCUACAAGUACCCAAAUAAGGUAACCAUGGCUCGCUAAAUUUUCAAAGUAACUAAAUUAGGUAGCUGGUUACCUUGGAUGUCUAACUUGGUUGGUAGCUAAAUAAUUUAGAUAGGUACCUAGGCUAACUUCCCUCCUUAUCUUUUGCACGGUUCUGGCAGGGUAGUUCUAUGGGAGCAGGUGGAUUGUUCUGUCAUCCGUUGUGAAUUACUGAUUAGAGCACUUGCACAAUUCGAGAGGCUUCGAGUGCAUCGCUGAAUUUAAAAUGUAAAUUCAGAGGACGUGCUGAAUUUUUCCCCAGCUAAUCUCAUUACCCAUUUCUGACUGGUUUGCCAUAGUCCACAAUAGUCCUACCAAGUCACAGUACUUGAUUGGUAAAAAGUUGCAUACUACACAUUCUUUUAUGUAUAAUUCAGGUUCACGAACAGGGUGUCAAAUUCACCUUUAUAGCCCUUAAAAACUUGCCAAUUCAGGCCAUGGAAUUAUGUGUUUUUUAAUGAUUUAUUUAAUCUUUUUUAUCAUUGUUUUAUAUGUUUACAAUAGAAUUCAUGAUAUGGUCUGAGAACUUGAUCCCUGUAUCAUGUUACUGUUUACUGUGGAAUGUUGUAUAUAGAAUCAGGUGCACUUUGCUGUCUUUUCAGCCCUGCCUUGUGGUUAUGGGGAUGUUGGAUUUGUGUUGUGAAUGAAGAAAGCAGCCCUUGAUCAGUAGAAAAUCACAGAUUAUGAUCGAGCUUAAAGGCUAAAGCGUAUUACUUCAAAGCUUGUAAGGUUGACGUGCAUAGUCUCCUCAAUGCCAUGCAUAUCGCCGGUAACGGGGUCACGACAGGGUUCAGCAACAGUUGGUUUUCCAAAACAUUUGCCUUCAUUGUUCCUUGUUUUUAUGAGUAUCUUUUCCCCUGUUGGUCUAGGCAUUCUUAUUUAACAAGUCCUUCUGUAACAGGGACAGCUGAUUUGGUGGAUCCCCUUAUUAAUGCCAUCUAGUGGUGAAAUGCACUUACUGCCAUCGCUUUAGGGGAGCCGACCACUUUGUCGUAUAGAGAGGGAAAGAGACAGUGUUGUUCAUAGGUCUCGUUUCCUCUUUCACAGGCAAAGAUGAAGCGAUUCAGAUAGAGCAGCUGUUCGGAGCAGUCUUUUAAAACCCAAGUGCUUUCAUGGUUGCUUCAAAAGCUUCGGACCUUGUUCUUACUGAUAACCCGACUUCACCUGAUUGGACGCAUAUUACUGACAAACCCUAAAGCAUAACAUGAAAGAAACUAAAUCAUCUCAUAUUCAUGCCUACCUGCCUAGUUCUUUAUUGUCGCUCAAAGAUGAUCAUAAUCACAAAUUAGUAUAAAGUGCCUCCAGAAAUCUGUAGUUGCAGCAUAGCUAACCUUCAGCCACUCAAACCAAAGACCGCGUUGCAUUACGUCGGGAGAGUCUGUGUAUUGGACUGCAGCAGGUGCGAUUCCUAACCUGAUUCUGCAUUAAUUCUGCUUUCACAUGCCUUGAAAAAGUAUUAGGUAAUGCCCCCACAAUGCCAGUGUGUAAUUUAUACACCACUAUGACACCGGCGCAGCAUUGUGGGGACAUUGUACAGGUGUGUCUUUCUGGAUGCAUUUGUACAUGGGAUCACUGAGCAUUGGAUUGCCACUGCAGUACUGUACCCUGUGAGAUUUUAUGCUGUAAUUUUAAGAUCUUUCCUGAAUAAGGUGUUUGAAUUUUCCAAAAUGCUAAAACACUUAAUAUCGCUUAUGCUAGCAAACCCACCAUUUUCCCACUGCAGUUUGCUAAAAGGGUUAUGGAAUAUGACAAAUCGCUUCCAUUGUGUCAUCUAAAUUAAACUUGCAGUUUCAGUGUGGUUGCACAAAGCAAGCUAUCCACAGACAUAAAUUUGAUUUAUUUAGAUUCUUUUUUCUAGGCUAUAUGUAUUUUGAGAGAUGGAUAUGGGCUGGAUAUUUGUUUGAAAGGAGGACAUUUAAAGUCUUUCAGCAACGUUUAUUCUGUAAACAUCUAUUUUGCAAUUAGUAGGGACAGGUAUAUGUAUAGAAUGCACUGUAAAUGAAUCACUUUCUGCUCUUAUUAAUAUAUGGAUGAUUAGGACACAGAUUUUAUUUAAUGUUUACAUCUACAUAUAUUGAAGCAUUGUCUCAUUUAUUAAAUGUACAGAUUAUGUAUCAGCGGUGUUUGCGUAAAUCUCUCAUUUCCUUUCAAGUCCUUUACCCUGUGAUUGUGUUCCUGCUUGGAACUGUUUAGUGCUUUUUUAUGAUCGAUAUAACAGUAAACACACUUGUAGUGUUCUUACUGCUGUGUUCUUCCUGGUUAGUGAUUUACCUGUAACAAUGCCUAUAUGAUUAUAUCAUUGUGAAGAGAUUUGAAGGCUUACUGAACUCUAUAGGGUUGAAAUUCUCUGUUUUUGAACUGACGUUCUCAUCUGAACCAUCACUGGUCAGGGCUCAUCAUUGUCAUAAUCGCUGCUAAUAAUUAGCCAGUCGCACACGUCAACGGCUGGCCUGAUAAACGGGCAGGAAUAGCCUGUUCCUCUUCCUCAGAAAAUGUAGGACCUUUUGUAGAUAUAUUGGCAGAUGUUUAUCACUUAAAAAAAGAUUAUAGACAACAGUAAGGGUAUAUCAUAGGGGUUUACGCUCAUGCGUGUCGGUAAAGCAAUAAAGACGGUGGAUAUUGGCGUCGCUUAUAUAUACAGCCUGGCGAGGUGCAUCAAAGCGCAUUUUGUCUUUGGGUUUAAAUACAUUUAAAAAAACGGAUGAAUUACUGAUUAAAGGUCCCAUCUUGUGGACAAUUACAUGUCCCUUGCAAUGUGGAUUAUAACAGAGUUGACGGUGUUAUAAAAACACUGUGGAAGCGUCCAAACGUAGUCACCAAAUAAAUCCACACAAUCCGUAUGAAGAAAAUGAGCAUUUAAACAAGCCGUUUGGAAUUCUGCGAAUCACAACGAUAUGCUUCGAUGGCGUUCAAAUAGUUGGAGCCAAUCAGAAAAGAGGCUCAUUGAUGUCGAUGAGCCUUAAAGUCACUAAAAUAAACUGCAAAGCUCAUGCGAGGUGAUGGAUAAUGGACAUUUAAAAGUUGAUAGAGAUAGUUUUUGGUACUUAAAACCACACCUUGUUACGGAUAUCAAUACUUUAAAUAAGACCCUCCUAAAUGCACAAUAUGGGACCUUUAACUGAAAUGUACAGAAACCUAACUUGACAAGUAAUAUAUUCUCAGUAUAUCCAAAGAACAAAUCCAUUAAUCAGUUUUGGUUUCCAAAGUGAGCUCUUGGUACAUUUGCUAUUGCUCUCACGAGCAAGCAGUGGAUUUGUGGAUAAGCUGGCAUUCACUCUGAUGGAUGGUGUCUGGAUUUGAAAGAUUUCAGGUUGCUUUUCACUCACUAUCUAUGAUAGAAGAUGCCACUACAUGUUGUUAUUCAUUGUCCGUGCACAAAACGAAGAACUGUUUGUUAUCCAGGUGUAAAUUCUGUUUUAAUCACAUUUUGUACAGAUUUUGAUGUUUUGCCUUUUUUCUAUAUUUAUGUUUGCAAGGGAUUUAUGUUUAUAUUGUUUUCUUUACAUUGUGAUUCUGGGAUUAUAUGUCCAAUACUAAUUUAUUAUUCUUUUAUUUUUCAAAUAAAUAGUUUGUUAGCA